Erythranthe guttata (spotted monkey flower) is the source of this 2203-nucleotide messenger RNA. RefSeq names its product rab GTPase-activating protein 22. The record is from RefSeq and is a predicted model, not a curated record. Gene Ontology annotation, molecular function: GTPase activator activity. Lineage: Eukaryota; Viridiplantae; Streptophyta; Magnoliopsida; Lamiales; Phrymaceae. Gene Ontology annotation, biological process: activation of GTPase activity.
UAUUAGGAGUCUUCAUCCGGUUUACUUUACUCUCUCUCUCUCUCUCUCUGAACUCUAGAGAGAGAAAAUCUUUCGAUAGAUCACUGACCGAGAGAAAAAGACAAAGGAAAAUACCAAUAAAUAGCGCAGCACAAAAGUGAUAAAAAGGAAAAUCAAAUUGAAGGAAAAAGGAACAAAGAAGGACAUUUAAAGCAGGCGGUGUUAUCAGUUUGGUUGAUGGUGGAAAAUCCACUAGGCGUGUUGAGGCUUCCCAGGGGCAAAUUCGUCAAUUCGGACAUCCAUCCCAUGCCUGCCGGCGCCGCCUCUGCGGUCCAAGCCAUCGCCGACGGCAUUUUUCAGCUAAGCAGAGCGGUGUUCAUCGCUGGUGGUGGUGGGGAAGGACGAAUCUGGAAGGAUGCGGCGGCGAUUGGCGGCGUAACCCUCGUCUUCACGGCCUUUGCUGGCUUCGCAUUAGCCACCGUCGUGUUCUACACUACUAGGGGCCGUCUCAAAUCUCCAUGGUCGCGUAGAAAAAGAAAACACAUACUCUCACCUCAGCAGUGGAGAAAUUUGUUCACUCCAGAUGGAAAACUCCGCGACAAUGGAGUUAAAUUUCUGAAGAAAGUUCGCAGCGGAGGUGUUGAUCCUAGUAUUCGGGCAGAGGUUUGGCCUUUUCUUCUCGGAGUCUAUGACCUGACAAGUUCUGCAAAGGAAAGAGAUGUCACCAAAACUAAGAAUAGAGAGGAAUACGAGAAAUUGCGAAGGCGGUGUCGCAAACUUCUUAAACACAAUAGCGAACUUUGUAAGCCAUACGGCAGUGGUGAAACAAGCAGUGGAGGUGGUGGUGGAUGUCUCACUGAAGGCAUGGAUUCUCCCGCCUCUGAAGAUGUUGUGAGCGCUAGAGAAUCCCUUUCUAGCGAGGAAGCCAUCCCUAACAACGAGGACGAAUACCAGCCUGCCACCUCAGCGAUGGAGGAAUAUUCCGAUUUGAAGCGUAUUACAGGCCCAAAUGUUGCCCCCGACUCGGACUCGUCAGACUCAGACUCCUCAGACGACCCUGAAGCAAGCCAAACUUUCACCUUCACAGAAACCACAGAGGAUUUUGAUCACAAUCAAUCCUCAAAGGAGGAUAUGGAAGUCCAGUCCGAAUCCCGCAGCCGAGAAGAUUUCACCACCUGGCAGCGGAUCAUUCGCCUGGACGCCAUUCGAGCAAACGAGGAGUGGAUACAAUACUCGCCCGUACAAGCUGCAGUAUCUGAGUCCAAAGCACAUCGUAUUGCGGAGGUUGUUGGAUUGAAAGACUACCAUCAUCUAGAACCUGCUAGAAUCUUCCACGCUUCACGUUUAGUGGCCAUUUUAGAAGCCUACGCACUUUACGACCCUGAAAUCGGCUAUUGCCAGGGAAUGAGUGAUUUGCUUUCUCCAAUAAUAUCUGUAAUGACAGAGGACCACGAAGCUUUCUGGUGCUUCGUCGGUUUCAUGAAGAAGGCUCGCCACAACUUCAGGCUGGAUGAAGUGGGAAUAAGAAGACAGUUGAACACGGUUUCGAAAAUUAUUAAGUACAAGGACUCGCAUCUCUACAGGCAUUUGGUGAACCUCCAGGCGGAGGAUUGCUUCUUCGUGUAUAGAAUGGUGGUGGUGCUUUUCCGAAGGGAGCUUUCGUUCGAGCAGACUCUGUGCCUCUGGGAGGUCAUGUGGGCUGAUCAGGCUGCGAUCAGGGCUGGGAUUGGGAAAUCUGCUUGGAGCAGGAUUAGGCAGCGGGCCCCACCGACGGAUGAUUUGCUACUGUACGCGAUUGCAGCUUCCGUACUGCAGAGGAGGAAACAGAUUAUAGAGAGGUAUAGUAGCAUGGACGAGAUUUUAAGGGAGUGUAACGCUAUGGCUGGUCAUCUUGAUGUGUGGAAGCUUCUGGACGAUGCACAUGACUUGGUGGUUACCGUUCAUGACAAAAUAGAGUGAUAUGCUAUGGUGAAAAAAGGUUCAGCCAGCUUAUUUAUCAUUCUCAAUAUUAUUAUUGCAGCUUAUUACUGAAAAGUUUCUCUACGUGGUACUUUUUUUAGUAAACAAACUUGUGACGGUACUUUGUCGUGGCAGCAAAGCUAAAUGCAACGUGCUGCUGUGAAUGCUUUUAUAUUUCUUAGAAAGACUUCUAUAACUUGAGUAUCUGUACAAUUGUGUGCUGAGAAAAAUCUGGACUGUGUGUGACUCUACCCGCAUUUCAAGG